Molecule: messenger RNA, 3060 nt
Organism: Fomitiporia mediterranea MF3/22
Lineage: Eukaryota; Fungi; Basidiomycota; Agaricomycetes; Hymenochaetales; Hymenochaetaceae
Exons: 10
Coding region: 1-3060 (1019 amino acids)
Biological process (GO): double-strand break repair via homologous recombination; mitotic G2 DNA damage checkpoint signaling
Cellular component (GO): Mre11 complex
Molecular function (GO): damaged DNA binding
Source: RefSeq, a predicted model, not a curated record
AUGUGGCUCAUUGAAGGUGCAUUCGAUCAAGCAGGAAUCGUGAACUUGGAACAGAAGAAGCUCAAACUGCUAAAACCUGGCAGAAGUUAUCCGCUCGGCAGAAAGGGAAAACACCCUUUGCAACUAGUCCUCAGUCAUCCGAAAAUCUCAGGAGAACAUGUCAGUUUUGUCGUCGGGGAGAGUCCUGUAGACUCUGUCAAUCAUCGGAGCAAGGCGCUCCAAGUCAGCAGAACCACUGGUGGAUCCGUCUCGAGAUAUCUAUUGCAACCAAACUCUGAGGAUGUGGUCCAGGAUGGUGACUGUAUAGCUCUGGUUACCGGAAUAUACAUCAGUAUAUUUUGGAGGCCCGUCUGCUGCAUUUUGCCACCGAAGUCUCCACAGGUAGCAUUUCAGAGAUGCGCUUCUUUGAGUGUCAAGGUUGUUUCGACACCUCGCCCAGAAAUAACCCACCAUCUGACUCCAACGCUCAGCAUGACAACUCUUCUUGCGAUAUCUCUCCUCACGCGCGCUCAUGUUGUUCGACCUGAAUGGCUGAAUGAGCUACUCUACUUAGGUGGAACAACAUCUUCCGCUGAUGGACCCUCUGUCCUCGAAUCAGACUUUCGCCUACCUCCUGUAAAUCAAUAUGUUCCAAAAUAUGAUUCAACACUCCCAGCUUCACUGAAAAAUCCCUCGAUGUGGGAGCCAAAUGAACGACGCACCGGUAUGUUGAAGGGUUGGAGGCUGCUUUUUGUUGGAGAGAAAGGAAGAGAAGUGGACGCGGAAACUCGGGCUCUGGUCGAACGAGGUGGUGGAGAGUACGAGGUCUUUGAUGUCUCUGGUGGAUUAACUCGGUGGAGACAAGCGCUGUCAAGAACCAAGCGGAAAGCGGCAUCAGAGGGCGGAAGGGGACUGAGCGUGUUAGGGGAUCUUGAUAUAUUGCAGAUAUCAGCUGGCGAUUCUUGGAGCAGUAUGUUAGAAGAUUUGAAGAAAGCCGAGUUAUGCUUCGUUUCGCGAUCUCAAUUGCUAGAAGCGAUCUUCUUCAUCGACACCAAGCGUAUCGACUCGUCUCUUAUUGUUGCGACUGAAGUAGACUCUCCGCUACCUGACAUGGUUCCAAAUACGCACGAAGAAAUAUCACUGACUUCCGUGGCCUCUCAAAGUGCUGCUGCGUCAGGAUCAACGACACAUCACGGAACAAAUAAACUGGGCUCCCCAUCCCGUAGCACUGACUUCGAUGCUCACGCCGGAGAUCAAGAUGCGUCUGCGGGUGCAGGGCAUCCAGUGCCACCAGUAUCUGAACAAGAACCCGCAUCACGCGCAAGUGAGGAGCCCGAAGGUAUCCCUGGCAGACGUAAGCCGCUCGUGAGACGUGCUAGGACAAACGCAACGCAAAAUGCAAUUCUCGGUGUAGACGAUCCUUCCUAUGCUUCCUUCUCAGACUCUCAGACCCCUGCGCCUGAGGCGCGACAAGAUGCAGCCACUGCAAUUGCAACCGAGUCACAGGCGUUCGAGAAACCGCCAUCAUCUGGCACACAGGCUGGUCGUCCUGGUCGUUUGAAAAAGCGUGUACGGACUGAUAAAGACUAUAAUCCUAUCCUCGCGAGCCUUGAAGAAGAACUUGCGGCGGUAUCUGCUCCUCCAGCAGAACAACCACCGUUAAAACGUUUUAAAGCCCUCUUCGACGAGACGGAUCCAGACCGGGUGCCAUCUCAGAUGACGAAUGGCGCCAGUGGAGGAAUUCUGGACAGUCAGUUGUUCUCGCAAUCUGAAACGGGAACAGGGAAUGAAGUUCGAAAUGAGGUGGGGGUGCCGGUGCCGCCCUUGACCGUAAUACAUGAAGAGGGUGAAGCUGCAUCUAUGCAAGCGGAAGGAGCACAAGAGAACGGAGACGUGGAAAUGGGUGACUUGGAUACAGCACCGCCGUCCAGCCAGCCACGACAUAAGCCUACGUCAAAAAGCCAGCUUCCUGCAUCUCAAGUCCGCGCAGGACCCUUUGAUAGUACCCAGGUAGCAGGACGCGAGAAAUCGAAAGGUGGAGCAGCACCAGGCAAGCAUGAUACGGAUGCUGCAUUCCUUCAGGCCCUCGCAUCAACAAAGAAAGGUAAACGGCGUGAAGACGAUUUCGAUCGCGAGUUUAACAAUCUGCGGAUAUCAAAGCCAGAAGUGGGUCAGGACGCAGAAGCUGAGGAUUGGCAUGUGCUAGCAGAUUUCGGUGAUGAGUCUAAUAUAAGGGGGAAUUUCAUGAUCAUUGUUGAGAUGGAUGUGGAAGGUCGACGAAAAGAGUCGAGCGCGGAGACAAGCAGGGCACAAAGCAGAGGUCCGGACUUCAAGAAGUUCAAAAAGGCAACUCACUUACGCCCUUCCGUCGAAUUGGUCGCGGACGAUAAAAAUGAUUACGGUGUGGGGCCUGCCUAUUGGAAGGGCUCACAAAGCCAACCUCAAUCUCAAGGCGUCACACAGGGCGACACCACCUCCAUCACUCAACAAGGAUUCUUACAACCUAGCCAAGCCCAGAAUCGCGGCUUCCUGCAGGCCAAACCAGGUCCAUCCACUCAGACGAUGAAGCCGAGAAGUCAGAGCCAGGCUCGAACGCAGACCAGAGCAAUAAAGGCGGAGACGCAGGAAGGAGCCCGUCGAAGUAGGAAUCGACCACUGCAGGUAUUAAACGAAGGCGACGAAGACAACGAAGACGUGCAACCACGUGCAACAAGGCGUGCUGGCACCACGACCGGACGGAAAACGAGAAGUGGGAAGAGUCAACCGCUUUUCCUUAGCGAUGAAGAGGAUGAAGACGCUGUCGACGUAGAAAACGCUGACCAUGCAGAAGAUCGCGGCGAUGUCGAGUUGGACCUUGACCUAGACGACUCUGAGAUGUCCGACGAGGAGCCUCCCGGAACGGCUACGCUGCGUUCCGCAGCUGCAUCCACUACUGGAGCGACGAAAUCGAAAGCGGCAAAGUCGCCUACGAAACCGGGCUCGAAAUCGAAGAAACGCGGCGCGGCUCUUCUUGACGAUGAUUCGGAUACGGGCGUUGCGUUUAAGGGUUUCGGAGGGAGAAAGAAGACGAAAGCCAAAUGA